Molecule: messenger RNA, 1607 nt
Organism: Sesamum indicum (sesame)
Lineage: Eukaryota; Viridiplantae; Streptophyta; Magnoliopsida; Lamiales; Pedaliaceae
Gene: AME3
Product: Protein kinase superfamily protein
Biological process (GO): protein phosphorylation
Cellular component (GO): nucleus
Molecular function (GO): protein serine/threonine kinase activity; ATP binding
Source: RefSeq, a predicted model, not a curated record
UUUCACUCUUAUCCGGGGAGAAUCAGUUGGGCAAGGGCAGCUUUUUUUUCCAGUUUUUCUUCUCAAAAUUUCACCUAAUUAUCCUUUCUUUUGUUUGCAGAGAAGGUCACAGACUCACAGAUUCAUAAAUUCAUCCGAUUAUUUAGAAAACACUCAAGUGCAUACAUAGAUUUUUGUGUGUGUAUGUGUGUAUAGAUAUAUUCGCAGACCUGUCGGUGACUCGAAAGUCAGAGAAAUGGCGGAGGAGGAUAAAGAACGCCAAAGUCGGAAACGGCGCCGUCUGACGUGGGACGUUGCUCCGUCGGGGCAGCCCGAGGCUGAUGAAAGGGAUGGUGAGGAUAGUGAGGCAAGGGUGCCUCCGGCUCCAAUGCUGCGGCGACAUGUAUCGCCUCCGAAGAGGGAUGACGAUCGUGAUGGGCAUUACGUUUUCAGCCUGGGCGAGAAUCUCACUCCUAGAUAUAAGAUACUUGGCAAGAUGGGUGAAGGCACAUUUGGUCGAGUAUUGGAAUGUUGGGAUCGUCAAACACGAGAAUAUGUUGCAGUCAAAGUUGUUAGAAGCAUAAGCAAGUAUCGGGAUGCAGCGAUGAUCGAGAUUGAUGUACUUCAGCAUCUUGCUAAAAAUGAUAAAGAUGAUUCACAUUGUGUGAAGAUGCAUAGUUGGUUUGAUUAUCGCAAUCAUAUAUGUAUAGUCUUUGAGAAGCUUGGACCAAGUUUAUUUGAUUUUCUAAAGAGAAAUAAAUACUCACCCUUUCCUGUGGAUCUUGUUCGGGAGUUUGGGCGCCAGCUUUUGGAAUCUGUAGCAUAUAUGCAUGAUUUACGGUUAAUUCACACUGAUCUGAAGCCGGAAAAUAUACUUCUUGUCUCUUCUGAAUUUGUAAAGCUUCCUGUCUGCAAGAAGACAUCAGAUGAAACAAAUUGCAGGUGCUUGCCAAAGUCAAGUGCCAUAAAGCUGAUUGAUUUUGGUAGUACUGCAUAUGAUAAUCAGAUUCAUAGCUCCAUUGUUUCCACAAGGCAUUACAGGGCACCUGAGAUCAUUCUAGGUUUAGGAUGGACGUAUCCUUGUGAUAUUUGGAGCGUCGGUUGCAUUCUUGUAGAACUUUGCACGGGUGAAGCACUGUUUCAAACACAUGAGAACUUGGAGCAUUUGGCUAUGAUGGAGAGAGUGUUGGGACCCUUGCCGGAGCACAUGAUCCGAAGAGCGGACAGAGGCGCUAAAAAAUAUUUCAGACGAUCACGUCUUAACUGGCCUGAAGGAGCAGUUUCCAGGGAGAGCAUCCGUGCAGUAAGGAAGCUAGAUCAAUUGAAGAAUCUUGUGUCGAGGCAUGUCGAUUCCUCAAGAUCCUCCCUUGUAAACUUGUUGCAUGGCUUAUUGAAGUUUGAUCCAUCCGAACGACUUACUGCUCGACAAGCUCUAGAGCAUCCCUUCUUCAAGGACCCAACUUAAAAACUGCGCCUGAUAUGUAGAAACACAUUUUUAAUAACUUUGUUUACUCCCGUGGGUGCUAAUACCAAGGAUGCAUCUUAUGUACCCUAAAGAUGCUUGAGCAGUAUAAUGUUAUCUCAGUUGGCUAGAGAAAGAGCUUAUUGAUGGAUUCUUUUCGUUUGAA